AUGUAUCUGAACUAUUUCGCAACGGACAUCUUCCAUCGAAGUGCUGUUUGUGAAUCAGACGCUUGCCGUGUUUCAAAAACAAUGAUUGCUGACGUGUUCAAAUGGAAAUUCGAUGCAAACGAACUAUGGAGUCUUCUGGCGAAUCGAGACGAAAUCUUUCCCCAUAUCCGAGGACGGAAAUUUAUUCAUGAGCACUUCGGACUCUUUGUUCAGAUGACCAUUGCCUAUGUCAUCGUGAUCUUCUCCAUCAAAAGAUGCAUGAGGGAUCGAGAACCAUUCAAGCUCACAAAUGCACUUCGCUUCUGGAACUUCUUCCUCUCCGUUUUCUCAAUCUACGGAUCAUGGGCAAUGUUUCCGUUCAUGGUUGAACAGAUUCGACGAUUCGGACUUUAUGGAUGUGGCUGUGAGGCGUUGUCCACUCUUCCAAGUCAAGCGGAAUACUGGCUGUUUCUGACGGUUCUGUCAAAGGCUUUGGAGUUUGUGGACACAUUUUUCUUGGUGCUUCGCAAGAAACCACUCAUCUUCUUGCAUUGGUAUCACCACGUGGCGACAUUCCUCUUCUUCUGUGUCACCUAUCCAACUCCAUCGUCUCAAAUUCGUGUCGGUGCCAUUGUCAACCUGUUUGUACAUGCAUUCAUGUAUCCAUACUAUUUCAUCCGAUCGAUGAACAUCAAACUGCCAGCAAAGAUCUCGAUGGCUGUCACUGUGCUCCAGUUGACUCAAUUCGUGUGCUUCAUCUAUGGAUGCACUCUGAUGUACUACUCACUGGCAACUAAUCAGUAUACCUGCGACACUCCAAUGUUCGCCCUCAACUCCACAUUUGGCUUGAGCCUUUCCUAUUUUGUGCUUUUUGCCAAUUUCUUCCACAAAUCGUAUCUUCAACGAGGCGGAAAAGAAAAGUAUCGAAGUGAGAAAAAGGUCAACUAG
Molecule: messenger RNA, 927 nt
Organism: Caenorhabditis briggsae
Lineage: Eukaryota; Metazoa; Nematoda; Chromadorea; Rhabditida; Rhabditidae
Gene: Cbr-elo-7
Product: Protein CBR-ELO-7
Exons: 6
Coding region: 1-927 (308 amino acids)
Biological process (GO): fatty acid elongation, monounsaturated fatty acid; very long-chain fatty acid biosynthetic process; fatty acid elongation, saturated fatty acid
Cellular component (GO): endoplasmic reticulum membrane
Molecular function (GO): fatty acid elongase activity
Source: RefSeq, a predicted model, not a curated record